AACAGCAGAAAGCACGUCCUCCCACGCCAGGCACUCAUGUUGCUACGCAACACCCUCUCUUCCGUGCCGGCGACAGAGAGUGGGAGGCGUAGCGACGUGCGCGCACAUACUCCGAGAAAUUCGACUCUUAUAUAGGAGGAAAGUGGUUCUACUCGUCUUCCAUCUUCUUCAAUUAGAAAGAGAGAGUUUGACUGCGGUCAGACAGUCGCCGCAUUUUUUAGAUUGGACCUGUACAUUUUACAUACUAAAAGUAUUUGGACAAUGGAUAGAAUCGUGAAGAAAUUACAUAAGGAUGUAGAGGCUGCAAUCACCGAUGGAAUGGCAAAAGGCUUACUAAAUGUGGUUAUAGACGAAUGUCGAGGAUAUUACAAAAACCUUGAAGGAAUACAUGAAUAUAAAGUUCAUGUGCUCAACAAUCAUUGUUAUAAACUUAACGAUAAUACAUUGGAAUUGAAGGAUGCGAGAAAGUGCUAUGCUGACAAUAUUGCAGAGUUAGAAAAACAGGAAAAGAAAGACCGAUCCAAAACUAUUACAUGCUUUCAAAGACACUAUGCUGCAUACCGUGGUCAAGGAGCAGGAGAACACCCACCUAUACCAUUGUGA
Molecule: messenger RNA, 603 nt
Organism: Belonocnema kinseyi
Lineage: Eukaryota; Metazoa; Arthropoda; Insecta; Hymenoptera; Cynipidae
Exons: 4
Coding region: 262-603 (113 amino acids)
Source: RefSeq, a predicted model, not a curated record